CCUAUUCUAGAAAGUGCACAUUGUUUUGAAGAGAAAAUACAAAGAUGGCAACGGCAACAGAGAGAAAGUUCACUAGCUUGAGAAAGCGUCUGGAUCAGAUGGGCUACCGACAGCCCUUGGUGAUAGACUCCCUUCCACUGGUAGAGAAGUUAUUUGCUGACCUCAUGCACACCACUGAGAGCUUGAAGAAUGCCAAAUUGCAGCUAGGAAAGAACAAGGAGCAAAAGGAUGUAUGGGAGCGUCAUGUGGAGCCUUACAGAACUGACAAUGCUCGUCUGGUGAAGGAGAAUAAUGAGUUACAUCAGCAACUACCCAAACUGAAGGAAACAAGUGAGACAAGAAUUAAAGAUUUGAAAGCCACUUUAAGACGUAUAGACCACGAAAACUCUGACCUAAAAUUUCUUAACACUCAGUACAUGCAACGAUUGAGGGCCCAGGAAAAAGAAAACCAAGCCAAGACUGAUAAGAUCCUCGAAUUACAAGAGAAAAACUUUCAAGCUGUUAUUCAAACUCCUGGUGGUCGAAAGAAGCACAUUCCUUUCAGACGACAGCGAAUGGAGAUCGAUUCAACCCUCCCCAAUUCAAGAGGCAUGCCUACUAUGAGACUACCUCCACAAGACCCCUACAUUGCUGACCUCCUCAGUGUGGCAGACCAGAGAAUGGCAGAUUUUCAGGCCCUUGUCAGCCAGGGCGAGCAUGAAAGAAAGAGUCUGGAGGCAUCAAUUCAGUCGAUGAGGAAACAACUAGAGAACAGAGAGGAGGAGAUAGCAAGACUUACCUCAUUACUCAAGGGAGGUCGACCACCAGAGGCACUUGCGGCUGUAGGUGCAAGAGAAACGAAUGAGAGAAUGGUGGCUCAUCUCAAUAUACAGAUAGAUUUCCUACAGCAAGCUAAUCACGAGCUGGAGAAGAAGCUGUCCAGUGUCGAGUUAGCCAAAGAAGAGUCGGAGACUCGAGUGACUGAACUGAGCAAUAAGAACUCUCGUAUCUGCUCAGAGCUCCAGGAGAUUGGGGGAUUGGUGAAACAGAUGGAAUCUGAGAGGGGGUCUAGCGAGGAAGAGCUCACAGACACCGUUAAAGAACUCAGAAGUGAGCUAGCUGGUAUGAAAGAGAUUCGUGGUUCCCUGGAGGCAAGGGUAGUUGAGCUAACGCGACACAGUGAGGAGCUCCACUCUGACAACUGUCGAAUGGCUGAGCUCCUUGGCACGAGUGAAGGAGAAACCCAGGAGGUGGCCAAUGUGAUGGAAAAACUCACUCAGGAGAGGGAGAACCUCAUCACACAGUGUCAGGAACACAAGCAAGCUGAGAUGGAGUUGCGUAGACGUCUUCUAGAGGUGGAGGGUCAAUCAUGUGACACAGCUGGGUUGAGACAAGUUGCGAAAGAGAGAGAUGAGCUAAAACAGGCCGUGGGUGGGUUCGAAACUGAGCUGGUUGAGAUCCAAGCCGAGGCAAAAGCACUAGCUGAGGACAGGGACAACUUCAAACUACUCUAUGAGCAGGUUAGUGAUCAGCUCUCCCGUGCUCGUCAGCAGGCCCGUGGUCCAGCAGUGGGUGGAGCCUCAGUGGUACGACGCUUGGAGAGAGAGAGGGACGAUGCUCAGAUGGAAAUGAGACAGCAACGAGCAGAAAGCAAGAGCCUUAAGACACGACUCAAGAGUCUCCAGGACUCCCAACAAGCUGACCUCAGGUCUAUUGAGGACAGGUGUGCUGAGCUGCAACUACAACUGGAUGAUGCCUGUGCUGAGCGAGGUGAGUUGACUGAGAGGGCUAGCACCAUGAAAGACAUGAUUAAGUCACUCGAGGCUGAGCUACAGAGUUCCAGCACUUCCCUCUCCACUGCCAAUGCUGAGGUCUCUCGCCAUCGUUGUAGGGCCAACCAGUUGCAGGCCCUGCUGGACUCAGCAGAGAAGUCACGGCAUACUGAGCAGCGGGAUAGGAAGAAACAAGUGUCUGAUGUCAGUGAGGCCAAGUUGAGUGUCUCUAGACUCAACAGCAAGAUUGCCCAACUUGAGUAUGAGCUGAGAGAAAGAGAUGACAAGAUAGCUGAGCUCCGUCAUGCCUUGGGCUCUCUGGACAAGGACCACGAUGCUGUUAUGGCAGAAGUGGACGAGAAAUCAGAGACAAUCGCACGUCUCAAUCGAGAGAUGGAAGAGAGAGAGAAGUCUUUGAGUGAGGCACAGAGCAGGGUGGCCCAGCUAGAGGGAGAAACAGCUCAUGUAAAGGGACAGUUGGAACAGAAGGUGAUGGAGAGGACCAAGCUAUGCUCACAACUUGAGGGAGGGGGCAAGGAGGUUGGGGAGCUACGGAGUCAUUGUGAGACUCUGGCCAGGGAGGGGAAUCAACUCAGAGAUGACCUCUCUACCAUGACACAGGAGUGUCAGGCAGUACGCACUGAGCUGCAGAGAACAGUUGCAGAGAAGGAGUCCCUUUCCCUCAAGGUCCAGGAGUAUGCCCAGAGCCUCCUACGAGCAGAGGAGGCCAUUGCAGUCAAAGAAAGGGAGAAAUCUGAGUUGGUUGAGUCUUAUCGAGCACUCAGUGAGGAGGCAGACAAACUAGACUCCACUGUACAGGUGUCCCUCGGAGAGAACUCAGCCACCAAGCUGGAACUAUCAACAAUUGCUCAGGAGAAGCAACACUUGGAGGAUGUGGUAAGACAACAGGCAGCUGAGAUCCAGACACACAUGCAGUCACUUCAGUCGUACGAGCUCCAGCUCUCCAACCUCACACACUCCCUCACCAAGUAUGAUGCUGCACUCAGACAAGCUCAAGAUGAGAAGGCUGCCCUACUGGGUGACAUUGAGGCCACCAGAGACUUGUGUGUCCAGCUACAGAAGACCAAGGAAUCUCUACAGAGACAGAUCACAACACAGACUAUGAGCUAUGAACAGGUUCAAGUGAGAAUUCAAGACCUAGAAUCUGAAAGAGACCUUGUUAAGCAACAACUGCAGACAGAGCGUACGAAUGUGGAGAACCUUCAGGUCAUGAUGACAGGCGAGCGAAGGAAGGAAUUCCAGUCUCAACAGACGGGGCAAGAGAGGGAGACUGAGAUACAGCACCUGCAGAAGCAACUGGCAAGGCUCGAGGCAGACAGGUUGACUCUUAGCGAGCAGUUGAAGGCAAUGAGAGCUGAAAUAACUGUCAAGAACGAGGAGGUACAGAGGCUAAAAUCAGAGCUGGCAGCUGAAAAGUUUCAGAGGGAGCACACUAAGCAGCAGCUACAGGCUCGUGUGAGAGUGACCACAACUCUGGACCCAUCUCUACCUCAGCAAACCACCACGACUUUGGCCCCUUUCAGCGCUCUCCCAACCACCAGCCAUCAAUACUCCUUGGAGGGAGUAGAUUCAUUUUCAAAAGAGAAGGAAAGCAUUGCUUCAGAGAGUGCAAGACUAGUGAGUGAGUUGCUGUCAUCCAGCUCCUCACGUUAUUCUGAGUCAAUAACUGGAUCAUCAUCAUCUCCCCACCCCUCUCCACCGCACUCCACACACCCCACACACUCCACACACCCCACACACCUCACACACUCCACACAGGACAGUAAAACUGACUAAUUUAAUCUCUACAUUUCUUUGUAUAAUAAUAUACAUCUGUUUCAGUAACAUUACUUUUUCCACACCAUCCUCACAGAACAGUAAAACUAGCACUUUGCAUUUUACAUCAGUAUUAUUUUUAUUGAACAUUCCCGCCCCAGAAACAUAAACAGUGCCAAUAAAUUUAUUACUUGUGG
Molecule: messenger RNA, 3724 nt
Organism: Halichondria panicea
Lineage: Eukaryota; Metazoa; Porifera; Demospongiae; Suberitida; Halichondriidae
Product: centrosomal protein of 135 kDa-like
Exons: 16
Coding region: 45-3548 (1167 amino acids)
Source: RefSeq, a predicted model, not a curated record